Molecule: messenger RNA, 3300 nt
Organism: Plasmodium vinckei vinckei
Lineage: Eukaryota; Apicomplexa; Aconoidasida; Haemosporida; Plasmodiidae
Product: TRAP-like protein, putative
Exons: 1
Coding region: 1-3300 (1099 amino acids)
Source: RefSeq, a predicted model, not a curated record
AUGAAAUAUACAAAUUGGAGAACCUUUUAUUGUAUCAUAUAUUUUUUGUUAGCAUAUUCUUUCUGUGAAAAUAAAUCAUUAAUUGAUAAGGUCACAACAAAAGGAGAUUUAGAUCUUGUUAUAUUACUAGACACAGGACAUGAUAAAAAUGGAAUUACAAAUAAUUUAGGAUCAGUAUCUAGUAAUACUAAACGCUUUAAUGGCAUUCUUAAUAACAUCGUUGAACUGUCUAACAAAUUAUUAGUUGAAAAUAAUAAUCGAAACAUCAAAAUUAGUUUCAUAACAUAUGGUAAUUUACACGUGCAAACAAAAGGAAUAGUAACAAACAAUCCAACCAGCAAUGAGCCUGAAAAUAAAAAAGAUGCAUCCGUGCAAAAUGGAUCACUAAAAAAUGCUUCUGUACAAAAUGAAACUUCUUUGGUGCCCACUACAAAACUAGAGGAGUUCAUAAAAACCGUUCUAAAAACAAAAAUAGAUGAAACAAAUGAAAAUGUGAUUGAAUCAAAUCAUUUAAAGGCAUUAAAUUAUGUAGGACUAAAACAUUUUUAUAAUUCAAAUGAAAAUACAACAAAACUUAUUAUUAUGUUUAUUAAUACGGAUGGUAAUACAUAUGAUGAAGAAACAAAUUUAGAUAUAAUUAAUAAUCUAUUUGACAUUAAAAAAAUAACAUUAAAUAUUAUUACAAAAAUACAAUAUUUAUCUUAUUGUCAUUAUAUAAAUAGUUUAGGAUCAAAUACAAAUGAAUUAUUAAGAUGUAUAAUUAAAAAUUCAUAUAAUAAUAAUAAUAUGUUAGCAAAUACUUUGGUAAAAAUAUAUAAAGAUAUUCCUGUAGAUGCAGUUUGUAGUGAUUGGGAUGAUUGGACUGCAUGUACUACUACAUGUGAUGUAGGUGUUACUUAUAGACGAAGAACAACCAUAGUAAAUAUUAAGAACCCAAUAAAAGGAUUAUAUAAAAGAAAAGGAAAAAAUUGUUCACAAAAAAUGAAUUAUAUAAUAAAUGAAUGUUUUUAUAAAAGUUGUGAUAAUUCAUUAGAUGUAUGUGAUCAAGAAAUGGAUAUAACAUUACUUGUUGAUGAUUCAUCUAUUAUUUAUUCACAAAAUACAUGGCUAAAAUAUUUUAUAACUCCAAUUCGAAAAAUGAUCUCUCAAUUUAAUAUGGAUAAUAACUUAAUUAAUAUUUCAAUUUCUUCUUUUUCAAAUCAAGUAUAUAAUUGGUUUGAUUUUACAUCACCUUUAGUAUCAAACAGAAAUAAAUUAUUAACAUUUUUGACAAACUGGCGAUAUAAUUUAGGUGGGCCAACGAAGGAUAUUAUAGGUGCUUUAAAUUUUAUAAAUAAUAAUAAUAUAUUAAAUUCAAAUAUAAAUAGACAAAAUGCAAAAAAAGUUUUAAUAAUUAUUAACACUGGAGAUAUUCAUCAUAAUAAUUAUAAUGAUAUAAUUAAAAAAAUUAGUGAUAAUUAUAAUUUAGAUAUUUAUUCUAUUUGUCUUAAAAAUAAAAAUGAACAAAAUUGUUCUGCUUUAAGUAUUGAUAGUAACUAUAUUUUAGGGAACCAAAAAAAAAAAUUCUUCUACUCCUUUGAAGAUAUGGGAGGCUUUAGUGAUAACCUGACUUUGAUACAAAAAAAUAUUUGCUCAAACUCGAGUUAUGUCCAUGACUCCAAUUACAAGGAAGUGGAGGAUACCCCUAUGGAGGAAGAAGCAGGAAGGGAAGAAAAUGACAAGCUUGAAAGUGAGGCGAAGAAAACUAUUGUAAAUACUGAACUCGAAACUGUGCAUGAUCAUAAUGUAGAAAGUGACAACCUUGUAACCGUGUCAAACUCACCCAAAUUGAAAAUCAAACAAACACAUAGACCAUUUAAAAGAAAUAGCAUGAAUAAAAAAUUAAUAAAAAAUAAUGUAAUGUUAAAAUCGGUGAAUAAUUUAGAUAAAAUAGGAAAAGUCGAUGAUAUAGAUAUUAAAUAUGAUGAUUCAUUGGAUAGUCCAUUAAAAAAAUAUAAAUCCGAUUCUUUUAUUAACAAUGCAGGUAAAAAUAAUAAAAAAAAACCAAUGCAUUCAUUUGUUAAGAAAUUAUUAAAAAUAUUAUAUCGUCAAAAAAAAAAAUAUUCUAUAAAAAAAAUUAAUUUAAAUGAUAAAAAUAAAUUAAAUUUAUUUAUGAAAAAUUUAAAAGAUGAUUUAAAUAAUAAUAAUGAUGAUGAUGAAAAAAAUAGUACAAUCAUGUUUAAACAAGUAGAAGGUGAUUUUAAUAAUCUUCUUGCAGAAAUUUUGCGUAAUUCUAUUAAAAAUGAAAACACUGAUUUAAAUGAGGAAGGAGAAGAAUCUACUAGUUCAACUUAUAAUAAAAAUGGUCAACGAUCUUUAAACGAUGAAAUCGAGUCAUCACAUUCAAAUUUAUUUGAUAGUAUCGAUACAGAACCCUAUUGGGAAUCUGAAAUUAAUUUAAAAAAUUAUUUACAUUCUACUGAUAAUGAUGAGUUUAAUAAAGUGAAAAAAUCAAAAAAAUUGAUGUUCCCUUCUUUACCCACCCCAAUUAAUAAUAGUAAUGCAAAAAAUGGUCAUGCAGGUAGAAACCCUGAAAUUUCUGAUGAAGAUAAAGAAGAACCCAUGACUAGCGAUAUAAUAGAAUCGGAAGAAACUGAAAAGAAAGAUAACAUAAAUAUUUCACCAGGUCCCCAAAAAAUAACUUUUGGAAUAAAAAAAAAUGCAAAAUAUAUUUCUAAAUAUGAUAUAAUUAAAAAGUUUAGAGAUAAAGGAAAUAUAAAAAUAGACUCCAUAUCAUUUGAUCCAGAUAAAGAUAAUGAAGCGGAAAAAAAUGAAAAUAAUAAAAAUAUAGAAAAUAAGCAGGUUAUAAAUUAUGAGCAAACAAUGCCUGAAAAUAUAGCAACUUUAGAAGAUGUUGUAAAAAGUAAUAAUAAUUUUAUAAAGACCGAACAUCAAGAGAGAACCCUAUAUGAACUAAAAAGUAAAGUUGAAGAUUGGAAAAAUAAACAUUUAGAAUGGGACAUGGAUAUGAGUAAAGCAUGGAGAAAUAGUAAAGGUAUUGAAUCAUAUAUUGAGCAUGAUAACGAUGAUAAUAAUAAUCAAAAAAACAAUCGUCAUUAUGGUUAUAAAUAUGCUGCCUCUUUUUUUAUAACAAUAGUUUUAUUAUUAGCUAUAUCUGCAUAUUAUACAACAUAUAAAAAAAAUAAAAUAACUCCAGCUAAUAUCCCAGAAGAAUUCAUAGUAGGUCACCCUAAAAAAACGGAAAAUUAUGAAGACCAAACUAUAGCCAUAAAUUACAACGACAACUCUCCAUGGCAGUGA